UGCAACAGCGCAGCUCGCAGUGGGCGGGCGGGAUCCCGACAUGACGCAGCCGCCCGCUGAUGGAGUGCAAUCGCUGUGGUGCUUGGCUUGGCUUGCCGGAUGCAACCACUGUCACCUCUGCAGAUAGUAACGUGAGAGAAACAUCUUUGCAAAAGCCCCGUCUGCCCCCACGAUUUUAUUGUGGUGAAUAAGCCGGGAUCAGUAGAGUGUGCUGCCUCCUCCUCUCAGCUUCCCUGGGCAGCCGGAGGUUAGCUGCUGCCUCGAUAGGAUUUGCAACUGGUCCUCAAACAAAGAGACAAAGAUCAGUUUCAUGAUACAUUUAAAAGCGGCCACCAAUGACCUCUUUGUUCUGUGGCCUGUUUGGAACUUGGCCCAACAAAUCAAAUUAGAAUGACAACGGAAAGAUAUAGGCCAACUUGGGACCUGGCAUUGGAUCCCCUUGUAUCCUGUAAACUGUGCCUUGGGGAAUAUCCUUUAGAACAAAUGACUACAAUAUCACAGUGCCAGUGCAUAUUCUGCACACUGUGUCUGAAGCAAUAUGUGGAGCUAUUAAUUAAGGAUGGUUUGGAAUCUGCAGUUAGCUGUCCUGAUGCUGCUUGCCCUAAGAAAGGUCACCUACAGGAAAAUGAGAUUGAAUGCAUUGUAGCAGCAGAGCUUAUGCAGAGAUAUAGAAGACUCCAGUUUGAAAAAGAAGUGCUUUUGGAUCCAUGCCGAACCUGGUGUCCGUCCUCUGCCUGCCAGUCUGUCUGCCAGAUCAAGGAGGUGGAGUUGCAGCAGCCCCAGAUGGUACAAUGUGCAAGCUGUAAGUUGGAGUUCUGCUCCCACUGCAAAGCAAACUGGCAUCCAGGACAGCCUUGCCAAGAAAACCUGCCCAUCACCUCAUUACUUCCCGGAGAAACAAGUUCAUUCUUUGAAAAUGAUGAAGAGGAUGAUGUCCCAAUCAAACGUUGUCCAAAAUGCAAAGUCUAUAUCGAAAGAGAUGAGGGUUGCGCACAAAUGAUGUGUAAAAACUGCAAGCAUGCCUUUUGCUGGUACUGCCUGGAAUCCCUUGAUGAUGACUUCCUAUUAAUUCACUAUGAUAAAGGACCUUGCAGAAACAAGCUUGGCCAUACACGUGCCUCUGUCAUUUGGCACAGAACCCAGAAAGUCACAACAGCCAUCACUGAAGGAUGCAAGGCUCAUUCAACAUUUAUGUUCACUGCCUGAGUUCAAGGAUAAAGAGUAAAAAACUGGUGUUACCUGGUCCCUCACCAUCAACAUCCUGGCUUGUCACCACUGAUGGGAUACAGAACGCUUACAUGGCUAUGAUGACUUUUUUUUCACGCAAAGAGUGGUGGGUGUAAGGAACAAGCUGCCAGAUGAGGUAGUUGAGGCUGGGACUAUCCCAAUGUUUAAGAAACAGUUAGACAGGCACAUGGAUAGGGCAGAUUUGAAGGCAUACGGAUCAAGCGGAGGUAGAUGGGACUAAUGUAAGUGGGACAUUCAAGAGAUUCAAGAGAGUUUAUUGUCAUGUUGGGCAAGCUGGGCCGAACGGCCUGUUUCCACACUGUAUCACUAUGACUAUGACUCUAAGAGCAGAACUGACGCUGGGUAUUCAAUAUUGAAAGGCUCAGUUUCAGUUUGAUAAGUGAAGUCGAGGAUGUUUUCCACAGUAUUCUUCAGCAGGGGGUGCUCUGUAAAUUUCAUCCAAAUGAAACAAUGACCAGAUAUUUCCAGGUCUGAGGGGUGCAUGAGGGGUGCAUGAGUUCAUGGAAUGGAGAAGAGUACAGCACAGGAACAGGCCCUUCAACUCGCAAUGUAUGUGCAGAGAAUAACAGAGUUAACAUUUCUGUCAAUGACCUUUUAUCAGAAUAAUUGUUUCAUGUAAAAUAAGCAACUGAGGUAAAACCUAAUGGUUGUGAAAUUGAAAAUAAAAAUAGUACUUAAUGAAUUUCAAGUAAUUGUUUCUGAUUUGGGUUUUGUCUGUCAGUCAUCGUGCUGUUGAAAUGCACUCCAGGAAUGCAGACUUAAGAUAUCCUGCUUUUAAAGGGGUCUAAUGCUUGCAGUGUGGAGGUCAGUAGCAAUGAAAACUCUCAGCAGAGUCUGCUCUGAGGGCUGCACUGGAAGAACAAAGAGGCAGAUACAAAGCUAUUACCCCUGCAGUGUAAACCUUGGCAAUAUACUAUUGGGAUAUUUGUGAGUUUGGGAAGAUAGAAAUUAAACCAAAUGGACUGGAAUUGCUUCAGGGCGGCUACAGUUCAAAUACUGUAACUGGCUGGAGCUGUGGCCCUUGAACUUAAGAACAGUUCCCAAUGCACAUGUGGUGGGGUUACAGCACUGCAGUGGGAGGAGAGGUUCCUCUGAGCAAUUUCUGAGCUGAGAUCUUCUUUGUUUUUUGCAAGGGACCAAAAUGGUAAGAACAGGACUAUCUGCAUUUGGAUCUGACUAGUAUUGGACAAACAACACAAAGCUACUAUCUAACUCAUUGGAGACACUCUGACUACCUUUAAGUGGAUUUUACUGGACUUUAUCUUGCACUAAACGUUAUUCUCUUCAUCGCGUAUGUGUACACUGUGGAUGGCUUGAUUGUAAUCAUGUAUUGUCUUUCCGCUGACUGGUUAGCACGCUACAAAAGUUUUUCACUGUAACUCGGUACACGUGACAAUAAACUAAACCAAACAAAUAAAGAGCCCCUGAACUAGCAAUUGCAUUAAAAAUAACAGUGGAUAAUUAUGACAAAGAAUGGAAAAAUAUCUCGGUAUUUUUUUCUGAAGCUUAAUGUUGGCCACAGCAGCAAGAGAUUAACUUUGAAUUUAAUUGUGCUGCAUCUAACAAUGAAGUCAAAAUAAAUUGCAGAUGGUGGAAUUUACAACAAAGAAAAAACCCUGCCAGAAUCAAUAGGUCAAGCAGCAUCUCUGGAGGCAAAAGGUGGAAGUUGAUGUUUUCGAUCCAAACCCCUGCCUCAGUACUGAGAGAGAAGAGGAAAGAAUGACAUUUCUUUAUGUUUAAUGCCAGGUCAUAGCCUCUUCAAGCAGAAAACGAGAUAUUGUUCUACCAUAGAACAUAGAAUAUAGAACAUAGAAGAGUACAGUGCAGGAACACAAUGUCUGUGCCGAUCAUUCCAUGCAUUUCCACGUGCCUAUGUAAUAGCCACCUAAUCGCCACUAUUGUGUCUGUCCCCACCACCAUUCCUGGCAUUGUGUUCCAGAUACUUACCACCCUCUGUGUUCCAAUUUGCAUUUGGCUUUUAAUACUCAAUCCAUUGGGUUGUAACCCACCCAAGCAAUAUUUGAGAUGAUUUUUUGGGGAUACAGUGUGGAAACAGGCCCUUCGGCCCACUGAGGCUGACAAACAAUCACUCGUACACUAGUUCUAUGCUACACACUGGGAACAAUUUACAGAAGCCAAUUAGCCUACAAACCUGCAGGUCUUUGGAGUGUGGGAGCAAACCGGAGCACCUGGAGAAAACCCAUGAGGGAGAACGUACAAACUCCGUACAGACAGCAGGACUUUUGGCUUGAUGGGUUCUUAACUAGGGCAUGAAAGAAGGCUGACUUAACCUCUUGACAUGUACCAGUGACACAUCCUCAAUAGACAUUGGGAAGGGGUUAAGACCAGUUUCCUUACAAUUUGAAUCAUACGGUCUUACUCAUUCACGCCACAAUGUGCAGCCACCUGUAAUGAUGUUCAUUGCAGAUGUACACAGGAGGUAUUUCUUUUCUCCAGAGAAGCUGCUUGACCCACUGCGUUACGCCAACAUUUUUGUGUCGAUCACCUUUCACACUAAUUUCAUGUUAGAACACUUUUGCAUGCACUCUCUACACAUUGGAUGUAAUUUACAGAGGCCAAUUAACCUACAGACCUGCACACCUUUGGAAUCAUAAGGUCAUAAGAUCAUGUGAUAGGAAGGGAAUUAGGCCAUUCGGCCCAUCAAGUUUACUCCACCAUUCAAUUAUUGCUGAUCAAUCUCUCCCUCCUAACCCCAUUCUCCUGCCUUCUCCAUACAACCUCUGACACCUGUACUAAUCAAAAAUCUAUCUAUCUCUGCCUUAAAAAUAUCCAC
This is a messenger RNA of Leucoraja erinaceus (little skate), 4042 nucleotides long. RefSeq names its product probable E3 ubiquitin-protein ligase RNF144A-A. Gene Ontology annotation, molecular function: ubiquitin protein ligase activity; zinc ion binding; ubiquitin conjugating enzyme binding. Gene Ontology annotation, cellular component: ubiquitin ligase complex; Golgi apparatus; cytoplasm. Bases 391 to 1206 code for a protein of 271 amino acids. Gene Ontology annotation, biological process: ubiquitin-dependent protein catabolic process; protein polyubiquitination; positive regulation of proteasomal ubiquitin-dependent protein catabolic process. NCBI's taxonomy places the organism in Eukaryota, Metazoa, Chordata, Chondrichthyes, Rajiformes, Rajidae. The record is from RefSeq and is a predicted model, not a curated record. The transcript has 10 exons.